Messenger RNA from Betta splendens (Siamese fighting fish), 3082 nucleotides. It is a transcript of the gene pfkmb, whose product is annotated as phosphofructokinase, muscle b. NCBI's taxonomy places the organism in Eukaryota, Metazoa, Chordata, Actinopteri, Anabantiformes, Osphronemidae. Gene Ontology annotation, biological process: canonical glycolysis; fructose 6-phosphate metabolic process; fructose 1,6-bisphosphate metabolic process. Gene Ontology annotation, molecular function: ATP binding; AMP binding; monosaccharide binding. The record is from RefSeq and is a predicted model, not a curated record. The transcript is spliced from 21 exons. Gene Ontology annotation, cellular component: 6-phosphofructokinase complex; cytoplasm; membrane. The coding region runs from base 128 to 2566 and encodes 812 amino acids.
AUCACUUUCCAAACAGUCAGGCUGAGCUGGAGGUCCGAGGCUCCUUCUACUCCACACAGUGAAGCAGGGUGUCAGGGAUUUUCACACUAAAGGCCUCUUUCCCUCAGCCAGAUUCAGCUCCAGGACCAUGGCACAAACAGCUCCCGUCGAUCCAACCAAGUUGGGAGUGGGUCGGGCGAUCGCUGUGCUGACCUCGGGAGGAGAUGCCCAGGGUAUGAACGCAGCAGUGAGGGCCACAGUGCGAGUGGGAAUUUACACUGGAGCCAAGGUGUUUUUUGUCCAUGAGGGUUACCAGGGGCUGGUGGACGGUGGAGACCACAUUCGACCUGCUACCUGGGAGAGCGUGUCAAUGAUGCUGCAGCUGGGUGGGACUGUGAUCGGAAGUGCCCGCUGUCAGGAUUUCCGCACAAAGGAGGGACGCACCAAGGCCGCCUGUAACCUGGUCAAGCUGGGCAUCACCAAUCUGUGCGUGAUCGGAGGCGACGGCAGUCUAACGGGUGCCAACCAGUUCCGCUCAGAGUGGAGCGAACUGCUGGCGGACCUGGUCAAAGCUGGUAAAAUCACCGCCAGUGAGGCCAAGACGUCCUCUCACCUCAACAUCGUGGGCAUGGUGGGCUCCAUAGACAACGACUUCUGCGGCACAGACAUGACCAUCGGCACGGACUCCGCCCUGCACCGCAUCAUAGAGAUAGUGGACGCCAUCACCACCACGGCGCAGAGUCACCAGAGGACUUUUAUCCUGGAGGUAAUGGGCAGACACUGCGGUUACCUGGCUUUAGUGACAGCUCUGGCCUGUGGCGCUGACUGGGUGUUCAUCCCAGAGAUGCCCCCAGACGACGGAUGGGAGGAGCAUCUGUGCAGGAGACUGACUGAGCAAAGGAGCCGAGGCACCCGUUUGAACAUUGUCAUUGUUGCAGAGGGAGCCAUGGACCGUCAGGGUAAACCGAUCACCUGCGACCUGGUCAAAGAGCUGGUGUCCAAGCAGCUAGGAUUUGACACGCGGACCACCGUCCUGGGCCACGUGCAGAGAGGUGGAACUCCCUCUGCCUUUGACAGGAUUCUGGCGAGCAGGAUGGGCGUGGAGGCCGUGAUGGCUCUGCUGGAGGCCACGCCGGACACGCCUGCCUGCGUGGUCAGCCUGUCCGGGAACAUGGCUGUCAGGCUGCCUCUGAUGGAGUGCGUGCAAGUGACUAAAGAUGUCACCACAGCCAUGGGUGAAGGGAGGUUCGACGAUGCAGUGAAGCUCAGGGGAAAGAGCUUUGAGAACAACUGGAACACCUACAAAAUGCUGGCCCACGUACGCCCCCCAGACACAAAGAGUAACAUCAACAUCGCCAUUCUGAAUGUGGGAGCUCCGUGCGCUGGAAUGAAUGCUGCCGUCCGCUCGGCCGUCAGGAUUGGGCUCCUGCAGGGUCACCAGAUGCUGGCGGUGCACGAUGGCUUCGAUGGCUUGGCACACGGAAUGAUUGAGCCUAUUGGUUGGUCUGGAGUAGCAGGGUGGACAGGAAAGGGGGGCUCCAUGCUGGGAACUAAGAGAUCUCUGCCAAAUGAAUUCAUGGAGGAAAUCAGCUUGAGCAUCACUAAGUUUAACAUUCAUGCUGUCGUCAUAAUUGGAGGCUUUGAGGCGUUUGUUGGAGGGCUGGAGAUGAUGCAGGCUAGACACAAGUAUGAGGAACUGUGUAUUCCCCUUGUUGUAGUUCCUGCUACUGUUUCCAACAACGUCCCUGGAUCAGACUUCAGUAUUGGCGCUGACACGGCCCUUAACACUAUAACAAUGGUACAAUUCAUACAGUACACAAAAACACCCGCAAAUGAAACCGUUAAUGAUCAAACUUACUAUAUUCAAUGUUCUUUCAGUUGUCUCUCUCUUGUGGUUCAGACAUGUGAUAGGAUCAAACAGUCCGCUGCCGGCACCAAGAGGAGAGUGUUCAUUGUUGAAACAAUGGGAGGAUACUGUGGCUACCUGGCAACCAUGGCCGGCUUGGCAUCUGGAGCGGAUGCUGCCUACAUCUAUGAAGAGCCCUUCAACAUUCAUGACCUGGAGUUGAAUGUGGACCAUCUAGUGGAGAAGAUGAAGACCACAGUGAAGAGAGGACUCAUUCUCAGAAACGAGAAAUGCAACGCAAACUACACCACAGACUUUAUCUUCAACCUGUACUCAGAAGAGGGCAAGGGUGUGUUUGACUGCAGGAAGAAUGUACUUGGACACAUGCAGCAGGGGGGAACACCCAGUCCUUUUGACAGGAAUUUUGCCACCAAGAUGGGAGUCAAAUCCGUCCUUUGGUUGACUGACAAGCUGAAGGAAUGCUACAGACACGGACGCAUUUUUGCCAACUCUCCAGACUCUGCCUGUGUGCUGGGCAUGAGGAAGAGAUCUUUGGUCUUCCAGUCUCUGGCAGAACUUAAAGAACAAACUGACAUUGAACAUCGUAUUCCAAAGAUUCAGUGGUGGCUACGACUGAGGCCCAUUCUGAAAAUCCUGGCCAAGUACAAGAUCAACCUGGACACCUCUGAGAAGACUGCCAUGGAACAUGUCAUCAAGAAGCGAGGCUUAGUUCCACAGUAGUUAUUACUGCCAUUGAGAUCUGGCAUGUUCUGUCUUCUUUUUGAAGCACUUUGUAACCUCAGACUCUGAAAAGUGUUAUGCAAAUAAAGCUAAUAAGUAUAACACCAACACAAGGUAUAGAAUUAAUGCCCAAAGUCACUUUUGAAUUAUGACCCUCUAUUUUGGUCAAAUACCAACAUAUUUAAAACAAUUAAUGUGUUCCUAGUUUUAGUUAGUAGGAAUUACAGCUAUUUCCAUCUUCUGGACUACACUGUUUUUUGCACUCUUGUCCACACUGGAACAUUAAUGCUGUUAUUAAGCUGCUUCUUUAUAGUGUUCUGACACCAAAGGAUCAUGAUGAAACUCAUGUCUUAACUGUCCUGGAUGUUAUCUAGGUUAUGAAUCAAGUAACUUAUUUAUCUCCUCCUUUGUAUUUAUUAAGGGUCUGUUUAAUUAUCAUGUUCUUUGCUUGGUAUAAACUAUUCAGUCCAACUUUAAUCACCAUUGAAUGACGUAAUAAAGAAGGUCAGAGUCACA